Messenger RNA from Arachis duranensis, 823 nucleotides. Its product is annotated as thioredoxin-like protein YLS8. Bases 279 to 587 code for a protein of 102 amino acids. The transcript has 3 exons. Lineage: Eukaryota; Viridiplantae; Streptophyta; Magnoliopsida; Fabales; Fabaceae. Gene Ontology annotation, biological process: mRNA splicing, via spliceosome. The record is from RefSeq and is a predicted model, not a curated record. Gene Ontology annotation, cellular component: U4/U6 x U5 tri-snRNP complex; U5 snRNP; spliceosomal complex.
GUUUUCUGUUGGCCUCUUCUUAUAUACGCGAGUCCCCUUUAUAUCUAUCUAUAUAGAGAUUUAGAGAAGAAGAAGAAGAAGAAGUAGGAGGAUUGCGAUUUGGGAGGGAAGUGAAGAGAGAAGAAAGGAUGUCGUACUUGCUGCCGCACUUGCACUCCGGUUGGGCGGUGGAUCAGGCCAUUCUCUCCGAGGAAGAACGCGUUGUGGUCAUCCGCUUCGGCCAUGACUGGGACGACACCUGCAUGCAGGUUGCUGAUGGGAAGCUUUUAAAUUAAGAGAUGGAUGAAGUGCUGGCGGCGGUUGCGGAGACCAUAAAGAGUUUUGCGGUGAUAUACCUGGUGGACAUCACGGAGGUGCCGGAUUUCAACACCAUGUACGAGCUCUAUGAUCCAUGCACAGUCAUGUUCUUCUUCAGGAACAAGCACAUCAUGAUCGAUCUUGGCACCGGUAACAACAACAAGAUCAAUUGGGCACUCAAGGAUAAGCAGGAGUUCAUUGACAUCGUUGAGACUGUGUACAGGGGUGCCAGGAAGGGACGUGGUCUUGUUAUUUCUCCUAAGGAUUACUCCACCAAGUACCGCUACUGAUUGCUACUUGUUCUUCUCUUUGAUUUCAUGCGCUUGAAAAUCUUUAUUCUGUUAUUGUAAACCCUUAACUCAUUAGCCUUGUAUUUUGAUUAGCUGAAUAGAAACUAGAAAUUGAUCCUGUGGCCUUGGCCAUUGUCUGAGCCCUAUUUAAUGGUUGAAUGUUAGUGAGACAUGUACUUUAUUCACGGAUUCUGAUGAUAAACAUAUCAAGUGAGUUCUUAUUAACUCUUUCUUCA